Messenger RNA from Malus domestica (apple), 1974 nucleotides. RefSeq names its product UBP1-associated protein 2A-like. Lineage: Eukaryota; Viridiplantae; Streptophyta; Magnoliopsida; Rosales; Rosaceae. The record is from RefSeq and is a predicted model, not a curated record. Gene Ontology annotation, molecular function: RNA binding.
CCUAUCUCUCUCUCUCUCUCUCUCUCUCGAUUCCCAAUCAGUUCCUGCGUGCCUGUGUGUUUUCACUUGGGCGCCGCAGCAGCUCCUCAAAGAAACCCUAACCCUAACCCCCAAAUCCCUCUAUCCGCGACGCCCUGCUCCCCUCCUAUAAUGGCGAAAAAGAGAAAGCUCAGCUCCACCGAGCCCUCCGAACCCUCCAAGAAGCAACAACAGGUCGUUGAGGAACCCAAACCCCAAAUUGAACCAGCACAGGAAGUAGUCGAAGAGGAAGAAGAAGAAGUCGAAGAAGAGGAGGUGGAGGAGGAAGAGCCGGAAGAAGAGAAGGAAGAUGAAGGAGCCGAUGAAGAGGAAGAGGAAGAAGAGGAGGACGAAGAGGAGCCGGGCGCUGAGUAUAAGGAAACCUAUAACGUAACCACGACCUCCAUCUCAGCGGCUUCGGAUCAGGCCGGUGCCGGUAACGACGAGGACGAGCCGAUCCAGAAUCUUCUAGAACCAUUCACCAAGGAACAGCUUAUGGCCCUGCUCCGCGAAGCUGCCGAUAAUCAUGGCGACGUGGCGGAUCGGAUCCGGAAGGUUGCGGAUGAGGACCCAAUCCACCGCAAGAUCUUCGUCCACGGUCUCGGAUGGGAUACCAACGCCGAAACCCUAACUGGCGUAUUUAGGGAAUACGGUGAGAUUGAGGAUUGCAAGGCUGUUUGCGAUAAGGUCUCUGGUAAGUCCAAGGGUUACGGUUUCAUUCUCUUCAAGACUCGUUCUGGGGCCCGAAAAGCCCUACAGCAGCCCCAGAAGAGGAUCGGUAAUCGGAUGACUGCAUGCCAGCUGGCGGCAAUUGGCCCUGGCCCGGCUCCUAAUGCCGCUGCUGGACCUGUGGUGGCCCAGGCGGCUCAGUCCCAGCCAAUGUCUGAGUACACUCAGAGGAAGAUCUAUGUGAGCAAUGUUGGGGCGGACUUGGAUAUCCAGAAGCUGCUUAUGUUCUUUUCUAGGUUUGGAGAAGUUGAGGACGGGCCACUAGGGCUCGAUAAGCUAACGGGGAGGCCUAAGGGGUUUUGCUUGUUUGUGUACAAGUCGGCAGAGAGUGCGAAGAGGGCUCUGGAAGAGCCACACAAGAAUUUUGAGGGCCAUAUUUUGCAUUGCCAGAAGGCUAUUGACGGUCCAAAGCCGGGCAAGUCUCAGCACCAGCACCAGAACCAGCACCACCACAAGUCACAUAAUUCCAAGUUUCAGAGGAAUGAGAAUCCAGGUUAUGCAGGUGGAGCUGCAUCAGGAAUGGGGCAUUUGAUGGCGCCUGCGAGUGGAGGGAUUGGAUUUAAUCAGGGGGCUCCUGCAGCCCAGGCGUUUAACCCGGCAAUUGGGCAGGCACUGACUGCUUUGCUUGCAACACAGGGAGCUGGCUUGGGGUUGACAAACCUUUUGGGGACGUUUGGAUCUGCUCCAAAUGUGAACCCAGGUGUUCCUGGUGCAGGACAUGUGAUACAGGGUGGAUAUGGGAAUCAGGCAAGUAUUAGUCCUGGGAUGAUGGGAAGCUAUGGAAAUCAAGGUGCAAUGCAAGGUGGCUACCCUAACCCGCAGUUAGGGCAAGGUGGUUCAGGAAGAGGGCAGCAUGGCGUUGGGCAAUCUGGUGGCGCUCCGUACAUGGGGCAUUAGGUGCCCAUGAGAUCCCACAUAGGUGCAUCAGUCUUUUUGUACUGGUCUGCUGAUUCUUCUGAAGUUUAAAAGGAGCUGAUGGUUACUACAAAGAGCAGAAUCUUAAAACUAUCAAAUUAUAUUUCUGUUUUUUCUCUCCUUUUCUGUUUUCGCGUUCUUCAAAGUGCUGUAGCUUUUAAUUUGACUUGUUUGAUCAAGAGUUUGAGAAAUUACUUAUAAAUCUAUCUGUAUUUUAUGGAGUCAGCGGGGUUGGACAAAAUUACUUUUUUAAUUUCCCAAAUCCUACGGAUUAAAUGAACUUGAUAAUGUAGUAAUUUUUUUAACUGCUCA